This is a messenger RNA of Cloeon dipterum, 1799 nucleotides long. Its product is annotated as organic cation transporter protein-like. Gene Ontology annotation, molecular function: transmembrane transporter activity. The record is from RefSeq and is a predicted model, not a curated record. Lineage: Eukaryota; Metazoa; Arthropoda; Insecta; Ephemeroptera; Baetidae. Gene Ontology annotation, cellular component: membrane. Gene Ontology annotation, biological process: transmembrane transport. Bases 184 to 1731 code for a protein of 515 amino acids. The transcript is spliced from 7 exons.
AAAAAAUGCAGUCACAAUUUCAAAGAAUCCGAUAUCCGAUCCCGACGCGUGUGAUACCUUAUUAGCUGGCGGGGGACUCGCUGGCCUGAGUGAAGGGACGAACGAGCGUGCCUUGCGUGGCCUUGUCUUGCAACGCACUCCACGCCGAACGCUGCCAAGAAGCCAUAUAGCCACUCUGAGACGAUGACGCCGCGCGCUACGGAGCCCCGCGUGGUGCCCCGAAACGGAGUGCCGGCGCCCAACGAGCCCCAACCUGUUGAGCCCGACGUGGUGGGUGACACGGCCGGCGACUGCGGCCCCUGGCAGUGGCGCAUCACGGCCGCCCUUUCGCUCUUCUACUUACCCUCCACAUGGCAUAUGACAGCGAUCACUUUCCAAACGGUCACACCGUCCUUUUCCUGCCAAGGUUAUCAGGAGCCGACAGGUUGCGACCAGUUCAACGCGACAAACACUUGCGAAAAAUGGGAUUUCAACGUGACGACGACCGGUGACACCAUUGUUUCUGAGUGGGGUCUAGUGUGUGAACGAGAGUCGCUGAUCAACGUUUCCAUGAUGUCCUUCUUGCUUGGCGUCACCGUGGGCGGCCUUGUGUCCGGAAUCCUCUCAGACCACUUCGGACGGCGCAAAACCCUAUCUAUCUUCCUCGCAGUGCAGAUUGUUUGCGGAACGGCGAUCGCGUUCACGCCAUGGCUGUGGCUGUUCAUGGCGUUGCGUUUCGUGCUGGGCUGGUCGUGCGUGAGCGUCGUGUUCAGCGCGUUCGUGCUGUGCAUGGAGGUGGUCGGGGGCGCGCGUUGGCGCACCGUGGCCGGCGUCUCCUUCCAUUACCCUGUGCCACUGGGCUACCUGACGGUGGCGCUGAUCGCCUACCUGCUGCCCGCGUGGCGCCACCUGCAGCUGGCGGCGUCGCUGCCGGCGCUGCUGCUCUUCGGCGUGGUGGCCGUGCUGCCCGAGUCGCCGCGCUGGCUGCUCGCCGUCGGCAAACGCAAGCGACUGGCGCGCACGCUGCGCUCGGCCGCCGCCACCAACCGCCGCCCCUUCUACGCUGAGCAGCUUGAGUCCGCCCUUCCCGUCCAACCAGUCGUUGACGCCGCCAACGACAACGCCGAUAAAGAGACCGUCGGCAUGAUGUCGCUUGUACGCACACCACACAUGCGACGCAUCUCGCUGCUCGUCUACGCGCAGUGGUUCUCGCUCUACCUCGCCUACUUCGGCAUCGUGCUCAACCUCGGCAACAUUGAGGGCAGCAUCCACCUCAACACUGUCAUCUCAGGUUUGGUCGAGCUGCCCGCCAUCGCGCUGAGCACACCACUGUUGCUGAGGCACGGACGCCGCGUUCCUCUCUUCGGCACCAUGGUCGCGGGAGGCCUCUUCUGCAUCCUCGCCGCCCUGGUACCCGAUUCGCAUGCAUAUGGAACGAAACUCUCAGUUGGCCUAGUCAUGAUGGGCCGAUUCGCUUUUUCCUUUCCCUGGGUCAUCCUGCCCGUUUUCACUGCAGAGCUGUUUCCUACCGUGGUGCGCAACAUGGGCGUCGGUUCCGCCAACCUCGCGGCAGGAAUUGCCCUCAUUUUGGUUCCUAACCUUUGGAAUUUGUCAACGUUUUGGGAAGGACUUCCUCUGGUUGUUCUUGGUCUCCUCUCCAUUCUUGGCGGCGCAUCAGUUAUGUUGUUGCCUGAAACCACUAAGAAACCACUGCCCAAUACAAUUGAAGAACUUGAGCAAAUGUACAACUAAAAGUUUGUUUAAAAUAAUUUUGUUUGUAAGCUACUUUAUGUUAUGAAUAAAAAUACCAAAUAAAUGAA